This is a messenger RNA of Frankliniella occidentalis (western flower thrips), 532 nucleotides long. RefSeq lists its product as uncharacterized. Bases 64 to 450 code for a protein of 128 amino acids. The transcript has 3 exons. NCBI's taxonomy places the organism in Eukaryota, Metazoa, Arthropoda, Insecta, Thysanoptera, Thripidae. The record is from RefSeq and is a predicted model, not a curated record.
GCGCCAGAAUAUAACGCGUCCAGGGAAGUCCGCCGCGUCAUCGCCAUCACGGCAGCCGACACCAUGACGACUCUCGCCGCCCAGCCUGCUGCGGUUGCCGCCGUCUGCCUCCUGCUGCUCGUCGGGGGGCUGCAGGCCGACUCCUCGAGCUCCUCGUCGUCGUCGUCCUCCUCCGAUGACGAUGAGCCUUCCCCCGCCGACGUGAUGGAGGCCGCCGUCCAGGAGUGUGUCCGCAAGCACGAGCCCCCCAUGAUAAGCGGCGGGGACUACAGCGAGCUCGCCAAGAUCACCACCUGCGUGUCCGACGGCAUGGAGGCCCUGGGCGCCGGGACUGCCCCCGCCGCCGUAGAGAAGCAGAUCGAGGACUGCGUCAACGGGAAGCCGUUCCCGGACAGCCUCAAGCCUACAGUGGAUGCCUUCCUUGCCUGUGUCCGGGGUGUGCUCUUGUAGCAACGCCGCGCUACUGACGAAUAAAUCACAUUUAUAACGUACAUAAAAGUAUUUAAUGCCAUUAAAUCUCCUGUACAAAGCA